This is a messenger RNA of Physella acuta, 936 nucleotides long. Its product is annotated as arp2/3 complex-activating protein rickA-like. Lineage: Eukaryota; Metazoa; Mollusca; Gastropoda; Physidae. The record is from RefSeq and is a predicted model, not a curated record.
AUGGCGUCGUACAUGGCAUUCUCUCUCGGUAUGUCUGGUCAACUGCCUCGAGAGAAGAAUGUUCCUGGUAUUUAUGUGACCCAGAAUUAUGGGAUGUCCACCUUAAAGUCAAAAGACUAUUGGGUAGGAAGUCGCCAAAUACAUUCAACAUCUUUACCUCAGUACAUUCCACAUCUUUACCUCAGUAUAUUCCACAUGUUUACCUCAGUACAUUCAACAUCUUUACCUCAGUACAUUCCACAUCUUUACCUCAGUACAUUCCACAUCUUUACCUCAGUAUAUUCCACAUCUUUACCUCAGUACAUUCCACAUCUUUACCUCAGUAUAUUCCACAUCUUUACCUCAGUACAUUCCACAUCUUUACCUCAGUAUAUUCCACAUCUUUACCUCAGUACAUUCCACAUCUUUACCAAUCAACUCAUGCCUAGGUUGUCUACACAUGUUUUCCUGAGGAAGUACCUCACCAAGCUGCUGAUCCACAUAGGUCCUUUAUCAAGCCCCCAGCCCCAGGCCGAUCCACAUAGGUCCUUUAUCAAGCCCCCACCCCCCAUUCCCAGGCCGAUCCACAUAGGUCCUUUAUCAAGCCCCCACCCCCAACCCCAGGCCGAUCCACAUAGGUCCUUUAUCAAGCCCCCACCCCCCAUUCCCAGGCCGAUCCACAUAGGUCCUUUAUCAAGCCCCCAGCCCCAGGCCGAUCCACAUAGGUCCUUUAUCAAGCCCCCACCCCCCAUUCCCAGGCCGAUCCACAUAGGUCCUUUAUCAAGCCCCCACCCCAACCCCAGGCCGAUCCACAUAGGUCCUUUAUCAAGCCCCCACCCCCAACCCCAGGCCGAUCCACAUAGGUCCUUUAUCAAGCCCACCCCCACCCACAGGCUGAUCCACAUAGGUCUUUUAACAAGCACACCCCCCUCCCCAUUCUCAGGCCGAUCCACAUAG